AUGGAAAAGAAAAGAGACAGCUUUUUCCUUCAAAACAAAAAACAAAAACCAGAAAGGAAAGAAAAUAAACAAGAAUACAAAAAUAAAGAUAAAAGACAAAAAAAAUUUGAUGACAAUCGUAAUGGGUUUGAAGAGCAAAAAAUUGAAAGUGAAAAGAAACCAUUUGACAAGAAGGCUUAUAGAUUAAAGAAGUAUAGUAAAAAAUAUAAAUUAGAAAAAUGGGAAGAACAGCACAAGAAGAGAAUGUUACAUGAAUAUCAGAAAAGUAUUAAAAAUGAUCCAAUGGCAGGUACUUACAAACCUAAAACAUUUGAUGAAGACCAGACAGACUCUGCAAUUGGUCGGUUUGUAAAACACCCAGACUUAAUUGAGAAACAAUUAAGUGAAAAUGUAAAAAAAAAUAAAGAUCCAUAUUCAAAAGCUAAAGACCAGCAAGAUAAAGUGAAGCAAGAAAAAAUUAAAAAACAACAAGAGAUUGAGAAAGUUAAGCAAGAAAAAAUGCAAAAGCUGCAAGAGUAUAAAAAGAAGAAACAUGAAAGAUUUAAGAAACUGAGUAAGAAAACUAAGAAAGGUCAGCCAGUGAUGACUGGAAGACUGGAACUGUUGUUGGAAAAGAUACAAGGCUCCAAA
Brenthis ino (lesser marbled fritillary) is the source of this 630-nucleotide messenger RNA. The record is from the annotation of a GenBank genome assembly. NCBI's taxonomy places the organism in Eukaryota, Metazoa, Arthropoda, Insecta, Lepidoptera, Nymphalidae.